GGAAAAAGCGGGAGCGGAAGUGUCAGGAGGAGAAGGCGGCGGCCGGCCGUUUGGUUCACGUUAAAAUGACGACCCUAGUGCUGGAUAACGGAGCCUACAAUGCCAAAAUCGGUUACAGCCAUGAAAAUGUGUCGGUAAUUCCUAACUGUCAGUUCAGGUCAAAAACAGCACGUCUUAAAACUUUUACUGCUAACCAGAUAGAUGAAAUAAAGGACCCUUCUGGACUCUUUUACAUCCUUCCUUUUCAGAAGGGCUACUUGGUGAAUUGGGAUGUUCAAAGACAAGUUUGGGAUUACCUUUUUGGAAAAGAAAUGUAUCAGGUUGAUUUUUUAGAUACCAAUAUUAUUAUUACAGAACCAUACUUUAACUUCACUUCAAUUCAAGAAUCAAUGAAUGAAAUCCUGUUUGAAGAGUAUCAGUUCCAAGCAGUCUUAAGAGUAAAUGCUGGUGCUCUCAGUGCACAUAGGUAUUUUCGAGAUAAUCCUUCCGAAUUAUGCUGUAUCAUUGUAGAUAGUGGAUAUUCCUUUACACAUAUAGUUCCUUACUGUAGAAGUAAAAAGAAAAAAGAAGCAAUUAUUCGGAUAAAUGUGGGAGGAAAACUCCUAACCAAUCAUCUAAAGGAGAUCAUCUCUUACAGGCAGCUACAUGUUAUGGAUGAAACACAUGUGAUUAAUCAAGUGAAAGAAGAUGUGUGCUAUGUGUCCCAGGAUUUUUAUAGAGAUAUGGAUAUUGCAAAGUUGAAAGGAGAAGAAAAUACAGUAAUGAUAGACUAUGUUUUGCCUGACUUUAGUACAAUUAAAAAGGGCUUUUGUAAGCCAAGGGAAGAGAUGGUGUUAAGUGGAAAAUAUAAAUCUGGGGAACAAAUUCUUCGUCUGGCCAAUGAGAGAUUUGCUGUUCCAGAAAUACUCUUUAAUCCUUCUGAUAUAGGCAUUCAAGAAAUGGGUAUUCCAGAAGCUAUUGUCUAUUCAAUUCAAAACUUACCUGAAGAAAUGCAGCCGCAUUUUUUUAAGAACAUUGUUUUGACAGGAGGAAAUUCCCUUUUCCCCGGAUUUAGAGAUCGGGUUUACUCAGAAGUUCGAUGUCUCACUCCAACAGAUUACGAUGUUUCAGUUGUGCUGCCUGAAAACCCUAUUACUUACGCCUGGGAAGGUGGAAAAUUGAUAUCAGAGAAUGACGAUUUUGAAGAUAUGGUAGUAACAAGAGAAGAUUAUGAAGAAAAUGGACAUAGCGUCUGUGAAGAGAAAUUUGAUAUUUAAGAAACAUUCUGAAUUAAAGUUUUGACUGGUUGUGAUUGAAA
This is a messenger RNA of Callorhinus ursinus (northern fur seal), 1297 nucleotides long. The record is from RefSeq and is a predicted model, not a curated record. NCBI's taxonomy places the organism in Eukaryota, Metazoa, Chordata, Mammalia, Carnivora, Otariidae.